Molecule: messenger RNA, 2951 nt
Organism: Pollicipes pollicipes
Lineage: Eukaryota; Metazoa; Arthropoda; Thecostraca; Pollicipedomorpha; Pollicipedidae
Product: beta-1,3-galactosyltransferase 5
Exons: 5
Coding region: 1-1422 (473 amino acids)
Biological process (GO): protein O-linked glycosylation
Cellular component (GO): Golgi membrane
Molecular function (GO): hexosyltransferase activity
Source: RefSeq, a predicted model, not a curated record
AUGGGUACAUCGUCACCGCUGCCCCCGCCGCCGCCUCUGCCGUCGCUGUUGCGACUGCUGCUGCUGCUGGAGCUCUUGCUGGCUGCAACGGCAUGGUCAGCGGAGAUAUGCAAGCCAGUGGAUGGCCAGUGCGAGGGUCCGCCUCUGCCAGGCACCUUCUUCAUCUCUCGUAACAACACACAAGUACUGGCUGCCCUCGGAGAUGACGUCCGCCUGCCUUGUCAGAUUCGAGGGGCCAUGACGCACAAGGUAUGCUGGUUCCGCAAAUCGUCUCGGCGUCUGCUAACGGUCCAGGAUAAGAGCUUCACGCAGGAUGAGAGGGUCUACACGGACUUCAACACGUUCACAGACACUUGGACACUGCACAUUCGCAACGUGACGGCCGGCGACUCGGGUGUUUACGCGUGCCAGCUGUCGGCCCACCCAUGGGAUCAGCUCCAGGUUCGCCUGAAGGUGGCAGACCCGAAAAACACCAGACGAAAGAAAGAGGCCAUUGUGCUGGUGAAGGACUACAACGAGCCCGGUUUCCGCCUGCCGAACGCUGAGCUGUGCCCGGGCAGCGGGAAUGACGUCAAGCUGGUGAUCAUGGUGCAGAGCGCGCCGGCGCACACGAACAUCCGCAGCGUCAUCCGACACACGUGGGCGCGGCCGGCCAUCUCACGCGACGACAUCGUGCUAGCGUUCGUGGUGGCCGCCGUCGGAGACACGGUCGAGCAGCGCAACAUCGACUACGAACAGUCACUGUACGGCGACCUCGUGCAGGCCAACUUCGUCGACCACUAUAACAACCUGACGCUGAAGACGCUGGCCAGCCUCGAGUGGGUCGACAAGUACUGCCCGGACGCGCUGUUCACGCUCAAGGUCGACGACGACGUCUUUCUCAACGUGAACAACCUGAUGAAGUUCGUCGAGCAGCACCACCAGCAGCGGCGCACCAUCUUCGGGAACGUCGUGUUCAACCCGAAGCCGGAUCGUAACAAGGAGUCGCGCUACUACGUCAGCCCCAAGAUCUGGGACAAGACCAAGUACCCGCGCUACACAGGCGGGCCGCUCUACCUGAUCAGCGGGGACAGCGUGCGCGGCCUCCGACAGCGCGUGCUGGAGCGCCCCUACUUCUUUAUCGAGGACGUGCUCGUGACGGGCAUCGGCGCUAAGCUGGCCGGCGUGCGGCGGCUGCGCGCGCCCGAGUUCUUCACCUACAGCGUGCCCACCUCCGACACAUGCCUGCUACGCAUGCUGGUGGGCGCCCACCAGAUCCCUAGCAAGGAGCUGCCGGACAUCUGGACGCGGCUGAACGACCGCACCAUCCCGUGUCCGCACACGUACGCGCCGGACCUCUGGAAGCCAUGCAUUAACCUCAAGGCGCAGGAGAGCCUGAAGCACUGCGUGCUCUCGCUGUUCUCAACGUCCAAGAGCAAGUGAUGCGGUGGCUAGCGCGCGUGCUGCUGAGUAUGGGGGCGAAGAGUCCAUUGCAGCUACUGAAGUGUCCGACCACGACUGUUCAGAACACGAGCUGUUCAUGCCGUUUUAAAUUGUUGGUUUGUUAUUUCCCUUUUCGUCAUGGCGUUGAUUCGUAAUACUGCAACUUAUCUGGUGCUAUGUGAUACAGCACUUGCAUUCCUUUGAUUUCUGCUCAUCAGUGAUUCCUAGAUCAGGGCUUUCCACAGGUGUUCGGUAGCUUUGUGUAAACUUAGCACUGUCGUAUGCUCGUCUUGUAUGCUCGUCGUCUGUUGCACAUGCUCGCCUUGGUCAUGUUCGUGUGGUACGGUGUUCCACGUGUUUAGCGUAUUGCAUAAUGCUUUCCCCCGGCAAAUAUGUCCUAAUGGGACAUGUUUACCCUCGCUGGUGUGAGGCAUUAUAAUCAUAUCGUUAGUUUUAAGGCAAUCCGCGAUAUAAGGUGCAAAGAAACAUAUUAAAUUGCUACGCCUAUCCGUGAUCACUGAUCCUCCAAGAAUUACCCACUUGUAACAUCCGUUAUAAUUACCCCCACUCAAACGGUAAGGGAAUGCGCGGCAAGGCCGAGCGUAGGGCAACUGCGUUCGCUCGGCUUCCAAAAGGGACACAAUUUGGCCGGCGAAUGCGAGGGCAGGGGGAGGGGUAGACCCUCACGAGACUGGAGUGGCUCGCCCCAGCGCGUCCAACACUCGGCACCGGCCGAGGCCAGGCUAAGAAUGCGGCCGCGUGACCCGUGCAGCGGGGGAAGUGCACUGGCCGUGUCGGAACCCAGAUUCCAUCGCCGCCGAUAUGACGUGGGGCAUGACUACUGUUGAGGCACUGCACCAUGCCUAGGCAUAAAGCAGAGCGUCGACUGCGCGCGUAGUAUGUACAUGACCAUUAUGGCUGGCCGCGUGUAUUCGGCGUUGCAGGCCUGCUGCGCAGCCCGCCUAAAGCUAGAUUUCAAUGGGGGCCAUCAUCAGAUGAUACUUAAUCUCUGGGGUCCUCGUAUUGUUUGUCAGGGCUACCCGUCCAAAGCUCUCUGAGAUGUUGAAUUGACCUCAGGAUUCCAGCGAUUACAGCUAAUGAAAAUAAUUUUUACUAUUUAAUGGCUAUAUCAGGCUAGCUUAUGGCACCGUCACGAUGGCUGAGCUGUCAACUUUAACGCUGGGUGCUUUACUCAACUUUGUUUGCCAUUGGGCGGGGCGUUGAAAAGCAAGCAGAUGCAGUGACUAUUUCAGAAGCGAGCGGGAUGCAACGUGGAUGAUCUUAUAGUAUCAUUGAGCUAUCCUGUAUUGAUAACUUCUUAACUAUCGCUCUCUUCUCUUUGAGUGAUGACAUUUUCUUCGUUUGACGUUCUCUCCAGCUGCCAAUGACUGCCUCCAGCCAGAAGGUCAAAGCUUUCCAAGGUGGAGACAUGCGGUGACCAAGAAUUCACAACAUGGUUGCACACAGACCGGCAUGAUGUGCGGUUGUCUAUUUUGUCUGGGAGUUACUGAAACACGCUCUUGACUUCA